AUGUGCAUUCUUGGACUUGUGCAAUCUCGCCAUCCGCAUUUCCCAUUUAUCCUCGUUGAUAACAGAGACGAAAGUCCUGCUCGUUCCACAGGCAAUAUUGGCUGUCGAGUUGAUCCAGAAACAGGUUACAAAAUUAUUUCAGCAGUUGACAAUAAGGAAGGAGGAACUUGGAUGGGUUUCAAUGCAGAUACCAAAAACUAUGUUGUGCUUACCAAUGUGUUUGGCCCUCAAUGCAUUCCAACUUUACCAUCUAUUGAUCAGUCAACAAGCGAAAGUAAUGGGACAAUCUCUUCUCCAAUCACAAUUUCCAGGGGUGUCAUUGUGAGUGGAAUUUUAAAGUUUUCUAAAAAGUUGAAAACCAUGCAACAAGUCAGCGAGUUGCAGCAUCUAGUAUUGAACCAAUAUUUUGGUGAAGGAAAAUAUAUGAGAGGAUUUAACAUCAUUAUGGGAAAUUUGAGUGAAAUUUCAGAAACAUCAAAAAUGUUUUACAUGACCAACAGAGAUGAAAAUGCUCUUGACACUUUUCAAAAUCAUUAUAUAAUUAGAGAAUUAGAUCAUGACCGAACGCAUGUAGUUUCGAAUUCUUAUUUAAAUGAUUCAACGAAUGACCUUUACAAGAAGUACAAGAUUGAUUUAUUGCGAAAUUUAUUAGAUGAAACUUUGAAAAAUACUCAACAUGUUACCAAUGCAUGUGAAAUGAGAAACGAGUUGGAGAAAUGCAUUACCAACAGAUUGUCCGAUUUCUAUGACGGUUGUAUUGUUAGAAACACGCUAGAACAAGCAGAUGAAAUGGAUUUUAAGAAGCACCCAGAAUUAUUGAAAUACAUUCCUCCUCAUUGGAUGGCUGAAGAGCAAACCUUACAACAUUUUCGAUUACGUUACGAUUCUCAUUUUAACAUCUUUGUGAAUAGGACUUAUUUUAAAACAAGAUCUCAGACCAUUAUUUUGGUUGAUGUUUUUGGUAAGGUCCAUUACUUUUACAGAGAUACAGAUUUAUUAUUUCUAUCUGAGCGAGAUGCAGUGCGUCACGAGGAGCUGUCGUCAACAACACACAAUGCCGUUUCAAAAGAAGUACUUACUGAAGAUCAAAUGAUAGAACGAUCAAAAUUGGCCAUUGAAGAAAUUCAAAAACAAAGAUCUACUCAUGAGUUGACAAGCUUUCCUUGGGAAUAUAUUUGUGUGGAGUAA
Messenger RNA from Naegleria lovaniensis, 1188 nucleotides. RefSeq lists its product as uncharacterized. NCBI's taxonomy places the organism in Eukaryota, Heterolobosea, Eutetramitea, Acrasida, Naegleriidae. Bases 1 to 1188 code for a protein of 395 amino acids. The record is from RefSeq and is a predicted model, not a curated record. The transcript is spliced from 2 exons.